This is a messenger RNA of Prosopis cineraria, 5124 nucleotides long. Its product is annotated as wall-associated receptor kinase 2-like. Gene Ontology annotation, cellular component: membrane. The transcript is spliced from 5 exons. Gene Ontology annotation, molecular function: protein serine/threonine kinase activity; polysaccharide binding. The coding region runs from base 330 to 1295 and encodes 321 amino acids. The record is from RefSeq and is a predicted model, not a curated record. NCBI's taxonomy places the organism in Eukaryota, Viridiplantae, Streptophyta, Magnoliopsida, Fabales, Fabaceae.
GAUAUCUUUAUUAAUUUGAAUUAAAAACUCACAAAAUGUGCUAAAUUCAAAUUACCUGUGUGUUGCUAAUAAUCCGCAUGUUUUGAUUUGGUAAGUGCAGCCCAGUGUGGCUUUUCUUUUCUGGCCAGAUAUGAAUGUACUUGGCUUGAGGUGGCUUUCAUAAAUUGGACUUGGACUCGUUCAAGUCCAGUCCUCUAUCUCCCACUUUCGUGUAUUGAAAUGACUAGGAUUUAAACUAGUAAUCUAUAUAUGCAUUAACUGCCUGGCUUUUUAAUUCCUGAAUAUAUUCCACGCUAAAAAUCCUCGACAUACCAUUACAGCUUUGAGAUAUGGGUUUGAACAGUGCAGCGCAUUUGAAACUGGUAUUGCUGGUCUGCACGGUGGCUGCAGCUGCGGCCGAGGAUUGCAACCGCCGGUGCGGGAACGUGAGCAUCCCGUAUCCCUUUGGCAUAAGCGAUGACUGCUACAUAGACGAAAGGUUCAUCAUCAACUGCACAACCACCACGUCCUCAUCCGGACAACCCAUAGCGCAUCUGAGGGGUGGCGUCAUACCAGUUCUCAACAUCUCCGUCGACCCUCCUGAAUUGAUCGUCUCGGCGAACGUUACCAACCAGUGCUACGAUUCUGAUUUUACAUGGAACUCCAAUUGGAUAAGCUUCGAAAAGUUCUCUAUAUCAAACCCCAAGAACAGGUUCACUGUGGUGGGCUGUGACACUGACGCAUACAUCAGAGACUUGACGGGAAGCAGGUUCCAAACUGGCUGCACGUUGAGUUGCAACAAGAAAAGCUUCGAGGACUGGUCGUGCUCUGGCGUGGGAUGCUGCCAGACCGGUUUCCCCAAAGCCAUAAGGAACUAUACCAUCAACAUUACUAGUUUUGGCGGCUACAAGGACGUCAAGGACUUUAACCCUUGCGGAUAUGCAUUUCUUUCUCAGAACGGAUCCUUCAACUUUUCCCCUCAAGCCCUCCUUAAUCUGAGCGGCGCAACACAGUUUCCCGUCGUUCUGGAUUGGGCUGUCGGCGAUCAGACAUGCAAUGAAGCCAAGAAAAAUACAAGCAGCUAUGCCUGCAAGCAGAACAGCAGAUGCCAAGACUCAGUAAGUGGUAUUGGGUACCAAUGCUCGUGUGAGCUUGGGUUCCAAGGCAACCCCUACCUCUCUGACCCCGAGACAGGCUGUAAAGAUGUUAAUGAGUACGAGGGAGAUAAUGGGUGCAGCAGGAGAUGCCACAAUGUGGGAGGCAAUUAUACGUGUUCCUGUCCGCUGGGAUACAGAGGCGAUGGCUAUAAAGACUGAUCAGGCUGCAAAUUCCCUGUCAUGCAAAUUUCAUUGGGCGUUUCUAUAGGUUUGCUUGUUGUCUUCACAUUGGUGUCUACAUUGUGUUGGGGACACAAGCAAAGAGCAUUGAAACAACUUAGGAGAAGAUAUUUUGAGCAAAAUGGAGGAAAUAUGCUGCAUCAACUUUAUCAAACAACAAGGAUACAUUAAUAGAACUAAGAUAUUUACUGAAGAGGAGCUCAAAAAUGCCACAAACAACUUCAAUGAAACUAGAAUCCUUGGUCAUGGAGGAUAAGGCACAGUUUACAAAGGCAUAUUAUCAGAUAACACACUAGUUGCCGUUAGAAAGUCUAGAGUUGGGGGUGAUCCUAGACAAAUUAAGGAUUUUAUUAAUGAAGUGGCUGUACUUUUCUAAAUUAACCAUAGGAAUGUGGUUAAACUUUUGGGAUGUUGUCAUGAAACUGAAGUUCCUUUGUUAGUUUAUGAGUUUGUGGACAAUGGCACCCUUCUUGACCAUAUAAACCCACAAAAGAACGAGCACUUACUUCCAUAGGAGACUCAAUUAAGGAUUGCAUCAGAAACAGCUGAAGCUAUUUUAUAUUUACACUCUGCUACUUCUAUUCCAAUCAUUCAUCGGGACAUUAAAUCUACCAACAUACUAUUAGAUCACAGUCACAAAGUAGAAGUUUCGGAUUUUGGAGCUUCAAGGCUUGUUCCUCUUGAUGAAACUCAAGUUAUUACUGUAGUUCAAGGAACUUUAGGAUAUUUGGAUCCAGAGUACCUUCUUAAAGGGCAAUUAAAUGAAAAAAGUGAUGUUUAUAGCUUUGGGAUUGUACUUGUGGAGCUAAUCACCGGAAAUAAAGCAGUUGAAUUCAAUAGGCAAGAAGAACAAAGAAAUUUGGCUAUGUACUUUGCAACUUCAAUGAAAGAAGACAACUUAUGGGAGAUUCUUGACAAGCGAGUGUUGGAAUAAAAGAAUGCAGAAUAACUAAAGGAAGUUGCUUUCUUAGCGAGGAGGUGUAUUAGAGUUAAUGUAGAGGAAAGGCCAACUAUGAAAGAAUUAGCAAUGGAAUUAGAGGGUUUGAUUUCUCACGGAAAGCAUCCUUGGGUGAAGAGAGAGGAUAUGAUGUCUGAAGAUUGCGAGCGCUUGCUUGAUAAUGUAGUUGAUGAAUAUGGGAUUGCUAGCGCUAGCACUUCAAUUGGCUAUGAUAGCAUACAAAAACAAAUAGCAUUUGAGAUUGCAUAUGUGCGAUGAUUAUUUAAUGUUAAUAUUUUUUUGUGUUUGCUAGUUAAAAAAUAUAAGAUUGAAAAUGGUAGAGUUGUUGUUGGUAAUGUUACUAAAGCAUUAGAAGAUCAAUGAGUCUUUUAAAAGUAGGCCCUCUUAACUUUUAAUUUUGUUUUCUCUUGAUCCUUUUACAUUUAAUUUUUUUUAUCUUGCUCUUUUUACAUUUAUUAGUAUCUACUUCAAGUGUAUAUAUCAUGUCUAUAUUGAGCCUUGCAUUGGGUGAAUUUUCUUUUUUUCUUUUUUUUGGGUAUGAAGAGGGUGAAAGUUGAUAUGAUGGUAAAAGCUAUAGUGAAAUUGAGGUUUCAUUUGAUUAUUAAAAAAAAUAAAAUGAAAUAAAUUAAAAAAAGAUAAAAAUAAAUUAAAUCAUCCUUUCUCUUAUGGUGAACAUGAUGAAACUCAUUAAUAUAUGAGUUUGUGGACAAUGGUACCCUUAUUGAAGAACAAAAAUCCGACAACUUGGACUCGUUCAAGUUCUCCCCAUCUCUCACUUGAUGAGAAAAAUUAAGAGACGCUCUCUACAACUACAAGUGGGAAUACGGGCGAGCCCGACACUUAAGAGCCUAGCUCUUAUGGGCUCAGCCCUUAAGGGCCUAGGCCCUUGAGCUCGGUUAUUUAUUUUUAGUUCCUUUUUUAAUCUCGGCCCUUAUGUAAAGGGCUCAAGGUUGGGCCUGAAAGCCCUGUUAAAAAAAAUAAAAUAAAAUAAAAUAAAAUUAAAUAUUAUAAAUUAAUUAAAAUAUUUUGAAAUUUAAAAAAUUAAAAUUCACACAAUAUUUUAAAAAUUAAACAAUAUAUUUAGAAAUCUAAACAAUACACAUUCAUCAAUCAAAACCCAAAUCCUCUUCAUCCUCAUCAUCUAUAAAUAAAACAUUAGAUCUCUCGAAUAUAAAUGUACUUAUUGAAGAAUGGAGGUGGAGGUAGAAAUUCAAUGUUAAUUACCUUUACAACUUCUUCUUCAUCAUUUACAAUAAAUAUUAAUCAAAUUAUGUCAUUAUCAAUCAAAUAUAUGUAUGUAUGUAUGUAUAUAUAUAAUAAUCGGCUUAUCAGGGUUUGGAGGGCCUCCCGGGCCCGAGCCCUUUUUCACAAGGCUUAUCAGGGUCAGGGUCAAGCCCUCAAGCUUGGUUCCUUUGAAAAAAAAAUAACUUUCAAAACCCAAACCUUUAUUUAAAUAGGGCCUACAAACCUGAGCUGGCCUUUAUUCUCAGCUCUACUCGCAUAUAUUGGCUACCUAGCUCUGAGUUCCUGAAUAUUUUCCACACCAAAAAUCCUGAUGAUGGGUUUGAAUAAUGCAACGCUCUUGAAACUGGUAUUGCUGAUCUGCACUGUGGCGGCGGCGGCGGCGGCACAAACGAAACCGGGAUGCGUCACCACGUGUGGGAACGUGAUCAUUCCCUAUCCCUUUGGCACGAGCGAGAACUGCUACAUAGAUGAAUGGUUCAUUCUCAACUGCACAACCAUGACGUCCCCAUCUGGACAAGCCACAACACAACUGAUUUACGGCUCUAACAUGCCAGUUCUGAAUAUUUCCCUGGAUCCUCCUGAAUUCACCGUCUUGUUAGACGUUACCAAUCACUGCUUUGAUUCCAGCUUUACAGUCUACUCCAGUUGGAUGUGGUUCGAGAAGUUUUCUAAACACCAAGAACAGAUUCACGGUGGUGGGCCGUGACACCGCCGCUUCCAUCAGCGACUUGACCGGAAGCGGAUUUCAUACUGGCUGCAUGUUGAGUUGCAGUAACAACAACUUCGAGUUUGAAGAUGGAUCGUGUUCAGGUGUGGGAUGCUGCCAGACCGGUUUCCCCAGAGCUAUCAGGAAUUAUACCAUCAAUCUGACUAGUUUUGAUAACUACAAGAACGUGAGGGACUUCAACCGUUGCGGCUACGCUAUCCUUUCCCAGGACGGAUCCUUCAACUUCUCCUCUCGAGACCUCCUCGAUCUGAGCGGCAGAACACAGUUUCCAGUGGUUGUGGAUUGGGCUGUGGGGGAUCGGACAUGCGACGAAGCCCAGAAAAAUACGAGAGCUAUGCCUGUAAGCACAACAGCAGAUGCCAAGGCUCGAUAUUAAUGAGUGCGAAGGACAGAAUCGGUGCAGUAGGAGAUGCCAGAAUGUGGAAGGCAAUUAUACGUGUUCUUGUCCGCCAGGAUUUAGGGGCGACGGCUACAAAAACGGAUCAGGCUGCAAAUCCCUUGUCAUGCAAAUUUCAGUAGGUUUGCUUGUUGUCUUCACGUUGGUCUCUACAUUGUGUUGCGGACACACGCAAAGAGCACUGAAACAACUUAGGAGAAGAUAUUUCGAGCAAAAUGGAGGAAAUGUGCUGCAGCAACUUCAUCAACAACAAGGGCACAUUGAUAGAACCAAUAUAUUUACUGAAGAGGAGCUCAAAAAUGCCAAAAACAACUUUGGUAAAACUAGAAUCCUUGGUUGUGGUCUCGUGGAGGACAAGGCACCGUUUACAAAAGUAUAUUACCAAAUAACACACUUGUUGCCAUUAAAAAGUCUAGAGUAGGAGGGGAUCCUGAACAAAUCAAGGAUUUUAUUAAUGAAGUGGCUAUACUUUUCCAAAUCA